Molecule: messenger RNA, 1163 nt
Organism: Micropterus salmoides (largemouth bass)
Lineage: Eukaryota; Metazoa; Chordata; Actinopteri; Centrarchiformes; Centrarchidae
Gene: myoz1a
Product: myozenin 1a
Exons: 6
Coding region: 240-1163 (307 amino acids)
Cellular component (GO): actin cytoskeleton; Z disc
Molecular function (GO): actin binding; telethonin binding; FATZ binding
Source: RefSeq, a predicted model, not a curated record
UGUCUUGACACCAACACUGCUGCCACCCACAACCCCAACCCUCUGGAAGAUCUGCCAUCUGAGUGUAGGUUGGGUUUUGCACUUCCCGGGACCUGGGUCCAGCCAUACGUAGGGUCAGAGACACUGAGGGAUUUGUAAACUUGCUAUCGAGAUCACCAGCAUUGAGCCUUGGGUCUCCUCUUCUCUGUUUGGUAUUUAUAGGUCUGUCUCUCCUCCCAGGAUUACAACAAAAACCCGUCAUGCCUCUAGGAACACCUGCCCACUUAAACAAGCGGAAAAGGCUCACCAAGAUCAUAACAGACCUAUCACAUAUCACUCAGGAUGAAUAUGAGUCAGAGCCAGAGGCAUCUGAGUUCGACCUGGGAACAAAAAUCAGGACUCCCAAAGACAUCAUGCUGGAGGAGCUUUCCCUGCAGAACAACCGUGGCUCCAAGAUGUUCAAGAUGAGGCAGAAGAGAGUGGAGAGGUUCAUCUACGAGAACAAUCCUGACAUCUUCAGCAGUGAGUCUAUGGACAACCUCCAGAAGUUUGUUCCCUCUCUGGGAGGUCAAGUGGGAGGAGACAUGAUAAAUGUUGGUGGGCAUUUUGUUAGCAAACAGCUGCAUUUCGGAGGGAUACUUCCCGGAGGAGGGGCCCCUGUGCCUCCUCCAAAGCCUGGAAGCAAAGGAGCAAGAGCAGGAGGAGCAGGAGGAGCAGGAGGAGCAGGAGGUGCAGGAGGUGCAGGAGAACUGGUUGGGGGUGAUCAUGGGAAAGGUGGCGAAGGAGCUAGAGGUGGAAGUGAUGACGCAACUAAGAUUCAUGUGAAGACAUACAUUUCGCCAUGGGAGAAGGCCAUGAAAGGUGAUGCAAAUCUGGUAGCAACUCUGAAAACUGCAAUGCCUGGUCCCACUGAGAAAAAGGACAUCCGCAAGUACAAAAGCUUCAACAGGACUGCCAUGCCCUUUGGAGGCUUUGAGAAGGCCAACCAGUUCAUGAAAUUCCAGCUGCCAGAAGCUGAGGCAAUCAAAGAGGAGCCUGAACCUGCAGUGGUGUACCAGCAUGACAUCGGCUGCCGGCCUUCCUUCAACCGCACUCCCAUUGGCUGGGUGGGCAGCAGUGAACCCAGCAGCAUUCAUAUGGAGACGGAUGCUGUGCCCUUCGAUGGAGAGACAGACGAGCUGUGA